Molecule: messenger RNA, 2097 nt
Organism: Clavispora lusitaniae ATCC 42720
Lineage: Eukaryota; Fungi; Ascomycota; Pichiomycetes; Serinales; Metschnikowiaceae
Source: RefSeq, a predicted model, not a curated record
AUGGUUGCAAUCAAAAAGCUCGCCGCAGGAGCUGCCGUUCUUUCGACAGCUUUAGCUGACAUUGAUGGAACCACUCUUGUCCAUAAAGACCAGAUUCCUGCUCUCGCAUGUCUGACGCUCAUUGCCAAAUCGGUUAUCUUUACUAAGGCUAAAGAUGGCGGAUACUGUAGCGUGAAAAACCAGCCAGCUUUGGGUACGAUGGCUCAUUGCUUGAUGCUGAUGCCUCACAAAGGUGGUAUCGACUACUUCAUCUACCACACUUGCGCAAAGAAUAACUUGACUGAAGAACAGUUCAUGGAUGCGUACAACAAUGCUACCGACUUGUUGGUGAAGAACGUCACUGCGUACCCAGGCUACAACUUGACCAAGCCAUUCUAUCUUCCAGUGCAAAUGGGUAAGAAGAAGCUUCGUGGUGCUUACGACUCGAUCUUGGGUCGUUGGUACAACUACAACAGAGCUCACAUCUACUCGUGGGUUCUCUUGGCCUACUGGGGCUUUUUGGUUGUUCUUGCUGGCUUGGGCAGAAUCGCCGAGUUCGCCUUCCCAUCGUUUGUUCACUCGCUCAACGGUAAGGUCUCCAACACUUUCCGUAAGUACAUCACUUUGCCAGCCUUGGCGGGCAGAAGACGUACCCAACACGGCACCAUCUUCAAGAUCUUUGACUUUGUUAUUCCAACCAGAUGGGAAAGUAUUAUGAUUUCUAUCUGGCUCAUUUUGUGUUUGUCGUUCAACGUGGCCAACUACCACCAUGACUCCCCCAACGUUUUGUGGAAGCAAAGAAGAAAUGAGAUGGGACGUAAGAUUGCCGACAGAACAGGUAUCAUUUCGCUUUACAUGAUUCCCCAGCUCAUGUUGUUUGCUGGCAGAAACAACUUUUUGCAAUGGAUCUCUGGCUGGACCCAAGCCCGUUUCCUUGUCAUCCACCACUGGUAUGCCAGAGCCGCCUGGCUUAUGAUGGUUCUCCACACCAUUGGUAUGACAUACAACGGAAAAGCUUUGGGCAAGUACGAGACUAGAAACAAGCAGCCAUACGUCAGAUGGGGUUACGUUUCCCUCAUUGCCUCAUGUAUCAUGGUUUUCCACUCUUUGGCUGUGAUGAGAAAGAAAAACUACGAGAUGUUCGUGUUCGCCCACAACCUUCUUGGUGCCAUCUUCGUUGCUGGUGCUUGGCUUCACGUCAAGCCAAAGGAAUUUGGCCAGUACAUGUACGCUGCUGCCGCCGUUUGGUGUUUUGACAAGUUCUGCCGUCUCUGCCGUAUGGCCUGGUUCGGUGUCAAGACUGCCGAUGUGCAAUUGAUUGCUGAUGAAACUUUGAAGGUCAAGAUUCCUCGCCCAUCUUCUUGGAAGCCUGCUCCAUUGCAACACGCCUUCAUCUACUUCUUCAGACCAACUUGCUUCUGGCAAUCGCACCCAUUCACCAUCGUGGACUCUGUUCUCGAGAAGAACACCAUCACCUUCUACAUUAAGGUGAAGGGAGGAAUGACUCACGGCUUGUAUCAAUAUUUGAGCACCCAGCCUGACCAAAGAGCCAACAUCAAAUGUUCUGUUGAGGGUCCUUACGGCCACAGACAACCAUUGCAACACUACUCGUCUGUUUCCUACAUUACUGGAGGAAACGGUAUUCCAGGCUUGUACGCAAGUGCUUUGGAUCUCAGCAGCAAGAAUGCUGGCCAGAAUGUCAAGUUGUACUGGGUGAUUCGUCACUGGAAGUCUGUCGAGUGGUUCUACGAGGAGUUGAAGCGUUUGCAAGGCACCAACGUCCAGCCUAUUGUCUAUGUGACUCAAUUUGACACUCCAUUGGACAAAUGCUUUAUUGAGAAGUUCGAAGACAACACUUCGACCGACGAAAAGAAGCUGGAGGACAGCAACGGCAACCACAUCAACAACUUGAUAGAAAAGUUGUCGUUUGUGGACUUUAGACCUGGCAGACCAAACGUUGAGGAGCUUAUUUUGCAAGACAUCAACGAGUCUAGCGGAGCAAUUGCAUUUGUCGCAUGUGGUCACAGCACUUAUGUUGAUGAAACCAGAAAGGUUGUGGCCAACAACUUGCCUGACGGAAAGCGGGUUGACUUCUUCGACCAGAUCCAGAUCUGGUAA